GGAAUAGUUACCUAGUUAGCGCUAAGUUAAAUAUAAUGUAAGGAUUCUAAGGAACACCAUCCCGUCUCUCCUUUUCCUUUUUUUCCUUCUUUUUUUCCUUCUCCUCUUUUCUCUUUACCUCCCUUACCGAUACCUACCUAAUCAUUGUCAAUCUUUUCCUCUCCUAGGCAGUUUCCCUGAAUUACAUCAUUCCUGCCGUCCAUUCCUUCUCCCGUCCUCUUUUAGCUCGAUUCCACUCUUUAUAUCCCGUACUAUCAACUCCGAGCUCGCGUUACACGCCACACCACCUUACACACCACGUAACACCACAUCAAGGCCCCGAACCCGCCAUUAUGAUCGGAAACACCGUCAAAUCGUCUUCGGUCCUCCUAGCCGCUGCUCUCCUAGCAGGGCAGGCUGUGGCCAAGACCAACUACGAAGGCUGCACCUCUUCCAAGACCAUCGUGUACGGUGGCGCCAGCUACAUCGCCUGGGUCCCGGACACCGGCGAGCUCUGCUCCUUCCUUGACUGUGGCGGUGGACGCGCACCGCCCAAGACAACUGUCCCCGGAUGUCCUCAAUAUUCCGGCACCGCCACAUACUCGCCUGACUUUCUGCCGGGCUUCAGCGUCUCUGCAACUUCUAGCGCCGCCUCCAGCGCCACUUCUACUGCCAGCGCUGGUAGCUCGUCUGAUGAGACUACAGUGGAAACUUCUACGGGAUCUGUGGCCACGAGCACAACUUCAACGGGAGCUUCUACCGUGACAGAUGCUUCGUCCACUGGAACUAUCACGGAGGCACCAACAACCACGCUUCAGACAAGCGCCACCAGUGGCUCAAACGCUGAAUCAUCUUCUUCCACUGGAACCGCGGAGGGAGCCGAGUCUACCAGCGCUUCUGCGACGAGCAGUGUGUCCACGGGCGGAGCUGCUAUCCCAACGGCGGUUGCCAAGGGUGCUCUGGGCGUGAUGGCAGGUCUUGCCGCAGGUGUGGCAAUGCUAUAAUAAGUAAAACGUUGUUGUUUACUGUGAGGGGGGUGUAGUAAUACCGUUGACCUGUAUAUCACUGAUCUGUGUAGAUAUGGUUGGUUAAAAAGCGUUCUCCAUAUACGGAUAAUAGUAAUAAUAAUAUAUGCUGUUGUCAUCA
Messenger RNA from Hypoxylon fragiforme, 1125 nucleotides. RefSeq lists its product as uncharacterized. Lineage: Eukaryota; Fungi; Ascomycota; Sordariomycetes; Xylariales; Hypoxylaceae. The coding region runs from base 333 to 983 and encodes 216 amino acids. The record is from RefSeq and is a predicted model, not a curated record. The transcript has a single exon.